AUGUAUAACAAAGGAGGAAGUAGAGUACAUGAUGAAUUAAGUACAAGAGGGAAUUUGUGGGAGUCAUACAGGAAGGCAAUCACUCGCCGCAAAGAUUUUAAGGGUAGGGUACUUUGGCCAAAUGUGUUCAAAGAUGCAAAGGAGUUCGUGAAAAAAGUGUGUCCAGUGCCAGAUUCAUGCACCAAUCCAGGGUGCACUUCCCGAGGAGCUGCGAUCCAUAACGUCACCAUGGCCAUUCGCCAAUGGGGGAUAGACUUAGUAGGCCCUAUGCCCCCAAGCAAAGGAGGAACCAAGUUCAUCAUCGUAGCCGUCGACUACUUUAUGAAGUGGGCAGAGGCUGAGGCGAUGGUUACAAUAACAACCCAAAGUGUGACGAAGUUCCUGUGGAAGGCAUGA
Juglans microcarpa x Juglans regia is the source of this 396-nucleotide messenger RNA. RefSeq lists its product as uncharacterized. Bases 1 to 396 code for a protein of 131 amino acids. The record is from RefSeq and is a predicted model, not a curated record. Gene Ontology annotation, molecular function: nucleic acid binding. Lineage: Eukaryota; Viridiplantae; Streptophyta; Magnoliopsida; Fagales; Juglandaceae. The transcript has a single exon.